This is a messenger RNA of Gordionus sp. m RMFG-2023, 1494 nucleotides long. Its product is annotated as trafficking protein particle complex subunit 12-like. The record is from RefSeq and is a predicted model, not a curated record. Gene Ontology annotation, cellular component: Golgi apparatus; TRAPP complex. The transcript has 7 exons. Bases 76 to 1305 code for a protein of 409 amino acids. Gene Ontology annotation, molecular function: protein binding. Lineage: Eukaryota; Metazoa; Nematomorpha; Gordioida; Chordodea; Parachordodidae.
ACUCGUAGAUUUUUCAUAUGGUUGCAAUAGUUUCGUACCGAAUUUCAACCACCAAUCUUAUGAUGAGUUAGAGCUAUGUCCUAUAGAGAGAAUCAUGAUAAUCCGUACAUUGACAUUUGGCUUUCAUCUAAUAUAAUUAAUAAAUCAUUUCCAGCUCUACAAUUAGAUUUAAAAUCAUCGGGCGAUAUUCUCUUAAAUUUAGUUCGUUAUGAAUUAGGGGAGACUGAAGCAAAGAAUCGAGCUAAUUUUAUUAAUGAAAUUAAUCAGCAAGAUUUUGAAUCACUUAUCAUUAAUGGUCAUUUUAACUUGGCUUUAAAUAAAAUUAAUGAAAAAAUAUCAACUUACCCCAACAAGCUUGCCUGCCUACCAUUAUGGAUUUUGAGAAUUAUACUUUGUUUACGCCUGAAAUCAAUAAAUGUUGUUGAAGAAGAAAUAGAAAAUUUUUCAAAUUUUGAAUAUCCAGAAUUUUAUUCCGAUACUCCCACGCAAUUACCAGAUAUCCAACACAAUAAUCUAGUUGGUACCAUAGUUCCAUUUUCUUUCCGCAUCCUAUACGCUUUGUUUCCCGCAUAUAAACAAGACUACGAGAAAGCCAUAAAGCGUUUGACGGGCCUAUUACAAGAGAUAUUACAAAUUCUGAGCAAAUUGAAAACAAUCUGCGACGAUAAAAACGAUAUCUACUACCUGAAUGGAAUUGAAUUAUGGGAGGAGAGGCAGAGAAGGGUUCAGUAUUGCCUGGUAGCCUGCUUCGUUUCUAAUAACGACUACUCGACGGCUUUCGAAGUAUUGACGGAUUUGAUCGAAAAAUCUGGAUUCGCAAGAAACUUUGAGGCCAAAAUGCAAUUCUCUUUAUAUCUCAUCCGAAUAUUGAUUCAAUUAGGAAACUUAGCCUUAGCUCAGAAGUAUUUGGAAACGUUGCAAGAAUUAUCCACGACUUUCCCCCAAAAUGCGGGUUAUAUAGUCUUGCACCAGGGGUUAUUGUAUAUGGCUCACAAUGAUUUUGAUCGUGCUAACACAUCUUUUUCCGAAGCUAUAUCUCUCUGUCCUCAUCUGAAGCCUAUUGCAAAGAACAAUAUUUCCUUGUCCAUGCUAUACAUCGGAAAGUUAAAGGAGGCCAUAUCAUUGUUAGAAACAGAGCUUGAAGCGGAUCCCCAUGUUAUGAUGCACGAAUGUAUCAUUUUCAACCUUUGCUCAAUGUACGAAUUGCAGUCCAGUAACAAUAUAUAUUACAAAAGACUCUUACUUCAAAAAGUUAGCAGGAUCAAGGGAGAUGGCUUUAGCCCUGAAUGCUUUAAAUUAUCCUAAACUACUUAUAAAUUUAUUAUAAUUUAUAUGUUUUAUUAUUGUAAUUUAAUAUUAUAGAAUAGCUUAUAAUAUAAAAUACAGUAUAUUAAUUCAUUUCAGUUUAAAUAUGUAAAUUUUCGCGGAUAAUUAAAUAGUUUUUUUUUCCGGUCAUGGGUUACUUUAUUUGAAUAUUUACUGAUAUGAUAUGAU